This is a messenger RNA of Poecilia reticulata (guppy), 1273 nucleotides long. RefSeq names its product proline-rich protein 15-like. Lineage: Eukaryota; Metazoa; Chordata; Actinopteri; Cyprinodontiformes; Poeciliidae. The record is from RefSeq and is a predicted model, not a curated record.
CUUAUAAGUCCACUUUACCGAAGACCGGUUUAGAAAGUAGGCGAACUGUUUAACAAGAGCGACAAUAAAAGCGAUACUAACUGUUUGGUGCGGGGUGUUUGAAGUGUCUUCUGAUUGAAAAUGGAUUGCGCAUCGAUUCUUUGAAGGAUUGUUGUCACUUCUGAUCCUAGAUCUGUGGGAUCAGUGGUCUAAUAAGAAGAAGAAGAAGAAGAAGAAGAAAAGACACGGCGUCCUAAAAGUUUUGGAGAUAUCUUAGGACUGUUAAUAAUAUAAUUUGCCCAGCGAUUUGGACUCCCUUUAACUGUUACCAUCUUUUUUUCCCACAACUCAGGCCCCAACCAGCAGUUCAAGAUGACAGAGAAGGUCCCAUGGUGGAAGGUGUUCAUCCCAAAGAAGAAGAGUGCGGAUCCUUACGGCUUGGGCCCAGACUUCAACCCUUUCUCCCAGCAACCGGACAAGCUGAAAGACCUGUCUUCUUCGUCCAAGACCGCCACCGACCAGACCGUCCCCGCGCAGGGCUCCAGCUUCCUCAGCGACGAAACCUUCGACGACUCCAAGCUGGAAUCGGUGUUCAACGAGCAGACGUGCCGCAGGAACAUGAAGGUUUCCCGCUCGGGUCGGUUCAAGGAGAAGAGGAGGCCGCGAUCGACCCUGCCCAUCGAGGAGAAGGGGAGGGAAGCCGCAGCGGCAGGGAGGGAGGACAAACGGUGACCCUGGGAAAAGGGGUGUGUGUGUUUGCGUGUGUGCGUGUAAAAAAGACUGCUUCACAGUAUUGCUUCAAAAGAAGGAGUGGGAUUUAAAUAGUUGAAGGAACUUUGGUCUCAUGAGGCAUUGUACUGUACAGAGCGCUGGGGAUGAUGUUCACUUGGGUUUUAUAUCAAUAAUGCAGAAUUCUGAAUACGAGUUGAAAUAUAUUUUUGAGAUUUAAGACAUUUUGUAGGGUUACGUUACAAAUGUCAUAUGUUUUCUUUUGCUUUUAUCAAGGUUAUUGAACCGUUUUGCACAUGAAAUGCCACAAACGCAAUUCAAAGGACAAGUAUGAGAAGCAAGGGGCUGGUAUCGGAUUCUCUUUCUAUGAAAAUAUUGAGUAAAGGUAUCAUGAAAUGUACAGUGUCGCAUCGUGGACUGGCGACCUGUCCAGUGACCGUCCCACGGUUUUUUUCCCCAACUGUAGUUUAAACCAGCAAUAUCUUAAGGUUGAUAACUGGGACUUCUUUAGUUUCUACAUCUAAAUUGUCCACUGCUUUUGCAAUUAAAAUAUUUCCAAAAGGCA